GAAGUGGGAAUGGAGCUUGGCAUAGAUUCACCCUUUUCGAUCAUACUUAAAAUGAAACAGAACUGUAACGAUGACAGUGCACAAAUACAGAUCACUAAUUUCUAAAAAAGUUCGGGGCAGAUUUCAGAAAUCCAUUAAGCUGCCUCUCCUAACCCAGAAAGGAACAUGUCCCGGGUCCAUCUCCUGUGAAUUCAAGAAAUACGGUCGACUGAAACUGGACACUUCUUGUCGGUAGCGAGCGGCAGCAGCCCCGCCUGUCAGGAGGAGGACGGUCUCACGCCUCUAUAAAAAGCCUCCAACUUGGUGCGAAGAGAAACAGCCGCCACAGCAGAAGCACAGAGAACGAGCUUCUCCUCCGCGACCCCUCACCUGAAUCAUGGUCAAGAAAGUGGCUGUCAUCUUGUCCGGCUGCGGAGUCUACGACGGCAGCGAAAUCCACGAAGCCUCCGCUGUCCUAGUGCAUCUCAGUAGAGAUGGAGCACAGGUGGCGUUCUUUGCCCCAAACGUCACCCAGAUGCAUGUCAUCGAUCACACCAAGGGGCAGCCCUCAGACGAGAAGCGCAACGUGCUGGUGGAGAGUGCCAGGAUCGCGAGGGGCGACAUCCAGGACUUGGACCAGCUCAAGGUCGGUGAACUGGAUGCCCUGAUCAUACCAGGUGGCUUUGGUGUGGCUAAGAACCUUUCCACGUGGGCCGAGAAUGGCAAGAACUGCACAGUCUCCAAAGCGGUAGAAGACACAAUCAAAGCAUUUCACGCUGCCAAGAAGCCCAUAGGCCUCUGUUGCAUCUCUCCGAUUCUGGCAGCUAAAAUCUUGCCAGGUUGUGAGGUGACAGUCGGGCAAGACCAAGAAUGCGAGAGAUGGCCCCACGCCAAGACGGCCGAUGCCGUCAAAGAACUCGGCUGCAAGCACAUCAACAGAAAUGUCAACGAAAUCCAUCUGGAUGCCCGGUACAAGCUGGUAACGUCCUGUGCCUACAUGUGUAACGCCCCUGCCCACGAGGUCUAUGACGGAAUUGGAAAGCUGGUCAGAGAGGUGCUACGGCUUGCCCGAGUACACCCCUGAACUGCAGUGCAUGCUGGCAAGCGAGACACGGCUAGUCCGGCCUCUAAAUGAACAGAUAUGGGCCUGGGAUGUCUGAAUAAUGGUCGGUGCGCUCCAAAACCUCCGAUCGGGGGGCUUAAUUUUCCCUUAGAACUAGUCUGUUCCUCGCUAGGGUCAUGGAAGCGGCUAAGAAGCAAAUACCCUAGGAUCAGCGAAGAUCUACAUAAGCCUCACGGAUUGCUAUUGUCUCCGUCCCCAGACUCUCUCUCUCCCAAACCAGCUGACGACAGGAUGAAAGCAUCGACAGAUAUUGCAACAGUGGCUUACCUAGCCCUUAAAUGCCAUGCUAAACCCAGAUUUGAUCAUUUCCAUUGGUAAAUGCCAAUCUUCCUUAGAAGCCACUGGUAUAAGAGGUCUAAUAUCCUUCAGGGAACAAUUUGCGUCUCACCCCGGCUUUACGGUUUUAAAUAUUUAUUGUAAGGCUUUCUUCCCUCUCCGACACAAACCGUCACACAUCACGAACUCUGAUCCAGUUCCAGAAAACAGAUGAAGACAGCCUUGGCUUGUUCCCCGUAGUUAUGCUGAGGAAGAGACACGCUAAAUCAGCUCUGACUAUUAUAAAUCAAUUGCGGUCGACUCACUUAAUGCUUCAUUUUCAAACGGGCCCUUUGAUCCUUAGCCUACUUAGGAUGUCAGGGAAAGCGUCUGCGAGGAUUGACGUCCCAGGAGAUCCAGCAACACCGAUUCAAGACGUUGCUCUUCACCAUGAGAAGUAUGACUGAUUCUGAAUAAAGCUACGGUCGAUUGAUUCGGA
Messenger RNA from Ornithorhynchus anatinus (platypus), 1856 nucleotides. Its product is annotated as ES1 protein homolog, mitochondrial-like. Lineage: Eukaryota; Metazoa; Chordata; Mammalia; Monotremata; Ornithorhynchidae. The transcript is spliced from 4 exons. The record is from RefSeq and is a predicted model, not a curated record. The coding region runs from base 377 to 1063 and encodes 228 amino acids.